AUUCUGCUUGUAAAAUAGUCCACAUACUUGUCCAACUCUGGAUAGCAUGCCUGAAGAGUGUGCCAUACUGAUGAAACUCCUAUACUAUGAUGAUGUGGCGGUAUUACCCUUUUAUGUGACAUUGCAGCCAGCAGAUUAUGAGCCUCCAUUCUUCCACUGCUGCCGAAAAGAGGAAGCUUGUAAUCCAUGGACCAAGGAUCCUUUGAAAUUGGAGGUUGGCAACGCAAACAGAAAACAUCUUCUAUUAAAUCUCAAGGUUAAUAGUGUGUUUGAUUCCUGCGAGGAUGAAAAUGAUUGUAUUCAAGAUGAUGAAGUGAGCCUAGGAGUUGAUUCCAUGCAAAUGGAUAUGGGUCUUCUGACAGUGAGGUACAAGUCAUCAAUUCAAUAUAUAUCUUCUUUGGCUUUUGAGCUUCAAAUAAGCUUAAUGAGCCAAACGUUUUAA
This is a messenger RNA of Rosa chinensis, 442 nucleotides long. Its product is annotated as meiosis-specific protein ASY1-like. Lineage: Eukaryota; Viridiplantae; Streptophyta; Magnoliopsida; Rosales; Rosaceae. The transcript is spliced from 4 exons. The record is from RefSeq and is a predicted model, not a curated record. The coding region runs from base 47 to 442 and encodes 131 amino acids.